CCGCGCGCUCCCCCCAAGAUGGCGGCGCCCUUGGCCCUGCAGCUGCAGGAGCUGCUGGACCCCCGGCCCGCCCCGCGGGACCCCGAGGAUGAUGUGGAGGAAGCUACAGUUGCUAAAGUGAUAGACAGAUUUGAGGAUGAAGCCACGGAUGACCUUUUGCCUGUUGGUAAUAUCAGGAAAAGAGCUUCAGCCUCUCUCCUGGAAGCUGAUCAGAGGUACAGUGGCAAAGCCACAUCUCGGAGAGCUCUGCAGGAAGAGCUCUGGGGAGAUGCUCUGUCUGAAGAAGGAUCUGCUGAAGAAGCACUGGGUGACUGGUACAGUGGCAAUGAAGGCUCAGAAGAGGAGGACAGUGUUGGCACUGAGGGCAGGGAGAAGGCCAGCAGUGCUGGCAGUGAGCAGGAGGCUGACUUGGAGGAUGAUGAAGAGGCCAAGGCACCACAGUUCAGCUCCCAGAAUAUCACAGACUUUGAGAAGUUCACAGAGGGCAUGGACGAUGCAGGGAGCAGUGAAGGGGAGGAUGAAGAUGAGGAUGAAGAUGAUGCUGACAUGGAAGAAGGAAGUGACGAAGAGGAGGAAUUUGGGAGUGAAAACCACGAUGAUGGAAAAGAAACCAAAGGCAGUGAAGAUGAUGGGGGAGUGCUGACCUUCUCCAGAGGACAGGAGUCUGAAGAGGUGGAGAAGGGCAAAGCUGUGAGGAACCAGCUAGCCCUGUGGGAUCAGCUGAUGGAAGGGAGGAUCAAGAUGCAGAAGGUGCUCCUGACAGCCAACAGGCUGCCCCAGCCAGACACCUACCCCAGGUUCAGGGAGGAGGGGGGACAGGACUUUGACCACGCUGUGGAGAACUGUUGUAAAACCCUGGAGGUCUUGCUGAAGGUACUGGUGGAACUUCAGGAUGAGCUGCUUUAUCAGUACCCAGGCACGAGGCAUCUGGUGGAUGGAAAGCAAGCAAAAACUGAGAGUGAGGAUGAAAUCCUGAGCAGCAGCGAUGAGGAGCCAGUGGAGAAGGCUCAGGGGAAGAGGAGGAGCCUCCCAAAAAGGAAGCUGAAGUUUGAGGAGUACCCUGAGUUCAUAGCCAAGCGCUACCGGGACUUCAGGAGCUACAGGAACAGCACCCUGCAGAAGUGGCACGACAAGACCAAGCUGGCAACUGGCAAAAUGGGGAAGGGCUUUGGAGCCUUGGAGCGCUCGGUGCUGGCGCAGAUCGAGCACGUCCUGCUGGACAGGGAGCGAUUGCUGCGGCGCACCCAGACCCGCCGCUCCCUCUACACCGUGCUGGGCAAGCAGGAGCAGCAGCCUGCCCCAGCCCCUCAGCCCGGCCCUCACAGCUCGGAAGUCCUCCCUCCCUCAGACUCCAACAGGCACCUGAAGGACAUCGAUGAGGAGAUAUUUGAUGAUGAUGACUUUUAUCACCAGCUCCUGCGAGAGCUGAUCGAGCGGAAAACCACAGCCCUGGACCCCAACGACCAGGUGGCCAUGGGCAGGCAGUGGCUGGCCAUCCAGAAGUUACGGAGCAAAAUAAAGAAGAAAGUGGACAGAAAAGCCAGCAAAGGAAGGAGAAUCCGGUACCACGUCCACAGCAAGCUGGUGAGCUUCAUGGCACCUAUUGACCUCUGCACAAUGAAUGAUGAUGCCAGGACGGAGCUGUACCGGUCACUGUUUGGAAAAGCCACGAAGGGAGAAGAACCAGAGCAGGAUUAGGAGCUGGGAUUGAGCUCCUGGGCUUCUCCCAGCUGCUUCUGCCCUCAGCUGCUCCCUCAGGCUGCCCAGGAGCAGAGGCAGCUCUCUCCAGCCUCGGUUUGUCCCUAAAAUCCUCCCUGAAGGAGCCCCACACCCUGCUGCAUCAGAGGGAAGAGUGAGCCUGAACUGCUUCCUCUCAAAGACAAUCCAUUUUUAACUAUUCCCUUUAAAUUCCUGACCUUGAUUUUGCAGCCUGGGCACAGUGUGGGGCAGGGACACAAUCCAGCUGUGUGAAAACCUUGGAGAUUUUGGGGCUGGGGGUGUUCAGUGCCCUGUUCUGGUGCUUGGCUGCAUAUUGACUUCAUUUUUCACCAGUCAAGAGGAUUAAAAUGUCAUUUCCAUAAUUAACAUGGCCUUAAAACAGAGGAAAGGUGCUGCUGUGCAGGGAGCAGAGCUGCCAGGUCACAUCCUGCCUCUGGAACAGGCACAGGGACAUUGGCUGGCCCUGGCAAUGUGCCACCUCUGUGCUCUGUGCCACCCCCUGUGUGUCCCCUGUGUCUGUGCCACCCCUCUGUGUGUCCCCUGUGUCUGUGCCA
Messenger RNA from Onychostruthus taczanowskii (white-rumped snowfinch), 2273 nucleotides. RefSeq names its product apoptosis antagonizing transcription factor (gene AATF). The transcript is spliced from 12 exons. Gene Ontology annotation, biological process: regulation of transcription by RNA polymerase II. The record is from RefSeq and is a predicted model, not a curated record. Bases 19 to 1698 code for a protein of 559 amino acids. Gene Ontology annotation, cellular component: nucleus; nucleolus. Lineage: Eukaryota; Metazoa; Chordata; Aves; Passeriformes; Passeridae.